AUGGAACUUGAUAUACUCAACAUAUCAAAUGCUGAUCAGCUUAGGCUGGGAGAGACUCACGCGCUCUCCACGACAGUUGCCGUUCUUCCAACGUGGCCCCUUUGGCAAUAUGUCGUGACUGCAAUCCUCGGUGUAAUCCUCUAUGAUCAAAUCAUGUAUAUCAAGCGCAAGGGCUCCAUUGCUGGGCCCACUUUCAAGAUUCCGCUUAUGGGCCCAUUUCUUCAAGCCAUCAACCCCAAGUUUGAAGCGUAUCUUGCACAGUGGGCGAGCGGGCCACUCAGUUGUGUUUCUGUCUUUCAUAAAUUUGUUGUGCUCGCCUCCGACCGAGAUAUCGCCCACAAAGUGUUCAAGUCACCCUCAUACGCUGAGCCUUGCAUUGUCCCGAUCGCAAAGGACCUUCUGGGUAGAAAAGCAUGGGUGUUCCUUCAAGGCAGAGCCCAUGCGGAGUAUCGGAGGGGACUCACCCCGUUGUUCACCAACAAGGCCAUUUCUACCUACCUCCCCGUCCAAGAUAGAGUCUUGGAACAUUAUUUUGAAAAGUUUGUUGCGACAAGUGCAGAGAACUCCAUGCAGCCAUCUUCAUUCAUGCCCAUAUUCCGCGAGAUAAACUGUGCCCUUUCUUGUCGCACCUUUUUUGGCGAAUACAUAUCCCAAGAUGCUGUGAAAAGGAUCGCCGACGACUUCUAUCUAGUCACUGCUGCUAUGGAGCUAGUCAACAUUCCCCUUUCGAUGUACGUUCCGUUCACCAAGCCCUGGCUGGGUAAGCGAACUGCCGAUGCUGUUCAUGUCGAAUUUGCAAAAUGCGCCGCAGCAUGCAAAGCAAACAUGGCAACGGGUGCGAAGCCCACCUGCAUCGUGGAUCACUGGGUCCUUCACAUGAUGGAGUCGGAGCGAUACCGGGAGAGAAUUGCCGCCGAGGAGACAGAUGUUGAAAAGCCGACGAAUCUAAUUCGAGAAUUCACAAAUGAGGAGAUCGGCGAAACCCUCUUCACAUUCCUCUUCGCAUCUCAAGACGCGUCUAGCAGUGCUACCACGUGGCUAUUCCAAGUCCUAGCCCAACGCCCGGAUGUACUCAAUAGACUGCGAGAAGAGAACCUAGCUGCACGCGGUGGCGACAGGAACAAAUCCUUCGACCUUCCUAUGCUCGAGUCUCUCACUUACACCACCGCCGUAAUCAAGGAACUUCUUCGCCAUAGACCACCCGUCAUCUUUGUGCCCUACCUUGCGACGAAAAACUUUCCCGUUACGCCUAACUAUACGGUGCCGAAGGGUUCUAUGAUCAUUCCCUCAUGCUACCCAGCACUGCAUGAUCCCAAUGCUUAUCCAGAUCCCGAUUCAUUCGACCCCGAUCGCUGGAUUACCGGAGAUGCCGAGACCAAGACCAAGAACUGGUUAGUUUUCGGCGCGGGCCCGCAUGAUUGCCUUGCUAGAAGAUAUGUGCCACUAUCUAUGGCUGGCAUGAUUGGGAAGGCAGCACUCGAGCUGGAUUGGAAGCACCAUCCGACAGAAAAAUCGGAAGAGAUCAAGGUUUUUGCGACACUAUUCCCCAUGGAUGGAUGCCAACUAGUUUUCACCAAACGUCAAUAG
Penicillium waksmanii is the source of this 1587-nucleotide messenger RNA. RefSeq lists its product as uncharacterized. NCBI's taxonomy places the organism in Eukaryota, Fungi, Ascomycota, Eurotiomycetes, Eurotiales, Aspergillaceae. The coding region runs from base 1 to 1587 and encodes 528 amino acids. Gene Ontology annotation, biological process: sterol metabolic process. The transcript is spliced from 4 exons. The record is from RefSeq and is a predicted model, not a curated record. Gene Ontology annotation, molecular function: heme binding; oxidoreductase activity, acting on paired donors, with incorporation or reduction of molecular oxygen; iron ion binding.